Messenger RNA from Mobula hypostoma (lesser devil ray), 2554 nucleotides. Its product is annotated as retinoic acid receptor gamma-like. Gene Ontology annotation, molecular function: zinc ion binding; RNA polymerase II cis-regulatory region sequence-specific DNA binding; nuclear receptor activity. Gene Ontology annotation, cellular component: nucleus; transcription regulator complex. Bases 265 to 1581 code for a protein of 438 amino acids. Gene Ontology annotation, biological process: retinoic acid receptor signaling pathway; regulation of transcription by RNA polymerase II; cellular response to corticotropin-releasing hormone stimulus. The record is from RefSeq and is a predicted model, not a curated record. NCBI's taxonomy places the organism in Eukaryota, Metazoa, Chordata, Chondrichthyes, Myliobatiformes, Myliobatidae. The transcript has 9 exons.
GUGGCAGCCUGUGAGAGUCUCAUGGAGCCCACCAGCCUAGGCGGUCUGUCCCGGAGAGAGGAAUCCAGAAUACACAGCUCACCCACACUCUAACACCCUCCGCCAGAGCAAAGGACCAUCACAGUCGGGAGCCGCCCACAGUCCCCAGACCGUCCCACCCCACCGCCUCCCCCCAACAACAUGCCCAGCCACUCAGCGUGAGGGGGAGGUGGGUGGCGGUAAGGGGCGUGAGGAGAGAGGUGGCAGCCCUUGCCAGAGGUGGGCAUGGAGCCGGAACCCCUGGGCGCCCCCAGGCACGUGAGGAGUUUCCCGGCCAUGGUGCACUCGUUCCCCUUUGCCCGGACGCUGAGGGGGUCUCCACCCUUGGGGCUACUGAACCACAGCUCCGGACAAAACCCCUACCGAGCGGGGGGAGCUGGGGGAGAGUCCCAGCAGGGAGCCUCGUUCUCUGUAGACACGCAGAGCACGAGCUCAGAGGAGAUGGCACCCAGCUCCCCGUCGCCCCCUCCUCCGCCCCGGGUCUACAAACCCUGCUUCGUGUGUCAGGACAAGUCCUCAGGAUAUCACUACGGCGUCAGCUCGUGCGAGGGCUGCAAGGGCUUUUUCCGCCGGAGUAUCCAGAGGAACAUGGUUUACACGUGUCACCGUGACAGGAACUGCUCCAUCAGUAAGGUGACGAGGAAUCGAUGCCAGUUCUGUCGGCUACAGAAGUGUUUCCAGGUCGGGAUGUCCCGAGAGUCGGUGCGGAAUGACCGGAACGUGAGGAAGCCGCGAUCCCAGGACGGGGAUGCAGGGAGCUCGGAGCUGAGUGUGGAGCUGGAGGAACUGAUCGAGAAAGUGUGCCGGGCCCAUCAGGAAACCUUCCCUUCCCUGUGUCAGCUGGGCAAGUACACCACGAACUCCAGCGCCGACCACCGCGUGCAGCUGGACCUGGGUCUCUGGGACAAGUUCAGUGAGCUCGCCACCAAGUGUAUUAUCAAGAUCGUGGAGUUCGCCAAGCGGCUGCCGGGCUUCACCGGCCUCAGCAUCGCCGACCAGAUCACCCUGCUCAAGGCCGCCUGCCUCGACAUCCUGAUGCUGCGUAUUUGCACCCGCUACACCCCCGAGCAGGACACCAUGACCUUCUCGGACGGGCUGACGUUGAACAGGACCCAGAUGCACAACGCCGGCUUCGGGCCCCUCACCGACCUCCUCUUUGCCUUCGCCAGUCAUCUUCUGCCCCUGGAGAUGGACGACACGGAGACUGGCCUCCUCAGUGCUAUCUGCCUCAUCUGUGGGGAUCGGAUGGACCUCGAGGACCCAGACGGAGUUGAUCGUCUUCAGGAACCGCUGUUGGAAGCACUGAAAGUCUACGCCCGGAAACGUAGGCCAGACAAACCCUCCAUGUUCCCCCGAAUGCUGAUGAAAAUUACUGACCUGAGGGGCAUUAGUGCCAAAGGUGCUGAGCGAGCCCUCACCCUGAAGACGGAGAUCCCGGGCCCGAUGCCCCCUCUGAUCCGCGAGAUGCUGGAGAAUCCCGAGACGUUGCCGGAACAGGAGGCCGGGGGCAGCCCCCAUGAUGACCCUCACCCACCCCUCUGAUCGUGCCCUCCCUCCGCUGGGAGCAACUGUCCCUUUUGGGCGAGAGGGAAUUGGGGCGAGUGAUCGGAGUUUGAAUCAACCACUUUCCUCUCAUCCACGUCCUCCCACCCCUUCCCCUGGGACCGGGGGUGUGGAGAGACUGCAAAGCAAGACUCCACUACCCGUGAAUGGGCCUCCAGCCUUCCCUAUUCUCUGGGUAGGUGUGUGGGGCUACUGCACAGCAAGAUUCCAAUAGGCAUGGAUAUUUUGGGGUUUGGGCCAAACCCCAUCUCCCUUGGAAAAUGGGGGGGGGCACUGCACAGCAAGAUUCCAUUGUUCUGGUUGAUCAGGGUUUGGAUCAAACCCUCCCUCCCCUGGGAAAUGGGGUGGGGGGAACUACACAGCAAGAUUCCACAAUGCAUGGAUAUGCUGGGGAAUGGACUAACCCCCUCCCCCCUUAAAACGGGGGUGGGGAGAGAGUGAACUGAACAGCAGGAUUCCAAUACUGGUGGAUGACUUGGGAAGUGCAGGGAUUGGGUAGGUGGCGGGCACGGCGGAGACAAACUCCAAUAUAUGACUGGGUCCAGUUUUGGACCAGCCCUUCCCCUCUGUCUCUGGAGAGGGGUGCAAGACUGCACAGCAAGGCUCCAUAUGAGUGGAUGGGUCGAGAUUUGGAUUGGCCCCCCCCCUCCCCUGUCGCUGGGGGUGGGGGGGAACCGCACAGCAAGACUCCAUUAUGGGUUUGGAUCUAUCUCCCACGUCUCUGGUGGGGGGUAUCUGCACAGCAAGACUCCAAUACUAGUGAAUGACGGAGUUUGAACAAACACCUAUCCCCUCCCUGGGAAAUGCAGGGUGGGGAAGGAUGCACAGCAAGACUCUUAUCAUAGCAGGUUGGGGUUUGAAUCUAUCCUCCACUCCCCUGUCUCUGGGGUUGGGGGUGGGAGGAUGAAACAUUCUGAUAAGGAUGGAUGGGUUGGCAUUUUGGGGUUUCCAU